AUGGACUACGCAAGCCUUCGGGCCGCCGCGCUUCGCAACGGCGAGGAUGAGGAGGCCGUCACAGUCGACACCCGUGCUCUGAUAGACAAGGUCCUCGCCAGAUACUCCGGCGAGUGGACAACGCUGCGGGAGCUCAUCCAGAACGCUGCCGAUGCUCAGGCCACGACCGUCACCGUCAAGUGGGAGACGAUCCCGUCGAUACACGUGCCCCUGCCCAAUACGACGAGUCGGUCCGAGCUGCUGAAGCAUGCCAUAUCAAACCACACCCUCCGCCGCCUCGUGGUGCAAAACGAUGGACAGCCCUUUACAAAGACCGACUGGGGCCGGCUCAAGAGGAUCGCCGAGGGUAACCCGGACGAGACCAAGAUCGGUGCCUUUGGCGUCGGCUUCUACAGCGUCUUCGCAGACUGCGAGGAACCCUUUGUCAGUUCCGGUAGCGAAGCCAUGGCAUUUUAUUGGAAGGGCAACUCUCUCUUUACCAAGAAAUCACAUCUCCCUCAAGACAAGGCUUCCCGCCAUACUGCUUUCGUGCUGGACUAUCGGAACGCGACGACUCCGCUGCCGAACCUGCUCUCUGUGAGCCAGUUCCUAGCGACGAGCCUGACCUUUGUGGCGCUGCAGCAUGUCGAGUUCUGGAUCGACGAUUAUAAAAUCCUGUCACUCCGCAAGAUGUCUUCUCCAAGCGCCGAGCUUCCUUUGCCCAGAGAUCUCGAGGCACGGACAAAGGAGGGCCUCAUGAGAGUGGUUGGCGUCGACCGCACCAGCACGCAGAUUGACGCGUCGUACAUGAGCGUCAUUGGCUGGAAGCCGCUGGUGAACUCAUCAUCGGCCAUCAAGAACUCCGACGCCUACCCCUCUACAGAGACUCCGUCCUUGAGGUCCUUUUUCGCUCGGCUUACCUCGAGCACAACCCAGAGCGGUUCCAGGUCAAAGAGUCACAGCGAGGACAGCGUCGUGCAGCCCAAGAUAGCGGAAGACGUUACCAAGCUCAACUCUUCCGCCAUCUUCCUCCGAACCACCUCCGCAAGCAUCAAGACAAACGUGACGGCUUCCUUUGCCUCCGAGCUCGAACGAGCGACGAAGAAGCCUCCGCCCAAGACUACAAAGCUCGCUAUCCUUACGGCAUCCUUCGAUGAGACUCAGGCUUCCGAAACGUCUGUCACCGACGGCGCCUUUACCAAGGCUACAGAUGUCUUUGCUUCGGUGUUACCGAGCAGGAAACCGGGAGGCCGCAUCUUCAUUGGUUUCCCCACCAUGCAAACAACGGGCGCCGGGAUGCAUGUCUCGGCGCCGUCUGUCAUUCCGACCGUUGAGCGUGAAGCCAUCGACUUGAACGCGAGAUGGGUCCGGACGUGGAACGUGGAGCUGCUGCGAGCUGCUGGGAUUAUUACCAGGCUUGCCUUUGCCAAUGAGAUGGACGACCUGGACAAGAGGCUACGCAGCUUUGCCGCACCCGGCGGUAAGGUGUCUAGUGAAAACGUCGCUAAAUUCAUGCCUGAAGCACUCCACACCCUAAAGACGUUUACUUUCGGCGACUCCACCCCCAGCGGACAAGUUGGGCAGAUCAUGGAGGAGGCGUUCUGGACAUGCUUCAAAAAGGCAUCCAUCGAGAUGUACUCGAGCCGAGGCGUGUUGCCCACGACUCAAGUCCGCCUCGGAUCUGACGAUCUGAGCUCCUUCGUCGACAACAUUCCAGUCGUUCCCGAGGAACUGAAGGCGUCUUCUUUUGUCACAAAGCUGACAGAGUUCGGCCUCAUCUCUCAUAUCACCGUCACCGACGUGAAGCAGGAGCUCGAAGCCAAGGCUCUCACCAAGGCGCAGGCCAUCAACUUCAUCGGAUGGGCAGGGAAGAAGAGCUUGAGCGGAGAGCUCGAUCCUGGGAGCCGCUCAGCCUUGCUGGAAGUUGCUGUUGCUACGAUCAGCAAUGAAAGCGACCAAGGGGAAGUGAUUGCUCUCGGGAGCAUACAGAACUUUCAAAACGUCCACAGGAUACCCGCGCAUUUGCCGAUGCCGCCGACGACAAUCCCGUUUGCGCUCACAGCCAAUUCUCACGUUGCCGAGCUGCAGGCUUUGGGCUGGGAGGCCUUAGAAGUACUUCCUUGGCUGAGAUUCUUGAUCGAAACAUCGCGAUUGAGGCCGGAAGAAGAGAGCAUCACGAGAUCACCGAAAUUCGCGGUCCAAGCACUGACAGUACUCUCCAAAAACUGGGAUCUCAUCACUAGCAGAGACAGGGAGGCAGUUGCACGCCUGAUCAAGGAUCAUCCGGUCAUGCCAACCAAGUUGGGAAUGAGGCAGCCGGCCGAGUCCUUCUUCCCGUCGGUCAAGCUUUUCGAUGAUCUUCCGGUCAUACAGGGCUGCGAAAAGGUCAAAGAGAAGUUCCUCGCAGCUGUGGGGGUUCGCAAGACGGUUGACCUCGACACAAUAUUCACCCGACUGCUGAGUGCAUCCGGCGAGAGCGGCGAGAAGAAAUGGAGUCAUAUGGAGCUGAUCAAAUACCUCACCUCGGUUCAGAACGACAUCCCAUCCGAUGAUCUCAAGAAGCUGAGGGACUCCAAGAUCUGCCCUGCCGAAGCAGGUCCAAAGGGGAUGGAGCCAACCAAGGGCACACAGACCCUGUAUAGGAUCUCGGAGCUAUACGAGCCCAAGGACUCGCUUCGAACCCUGGGGCUACCCAUCUUGCAGUGGCCCGGUCCCCCGGGCAGCUUCCGGUCCGGCAGUCCAGAGGCUCGAUUUCUUUCGCGCUUAGGUCUCCGAACGUUUCCGUCAGUCCCGGAGCUCGUGGACAUGAUGGCGUCCAAAGACGAGGCUCUGCGCGCCUCGGCAAUGACUUAUUUCAUCGCUAACCACCAUUCUAACCACUAUUCCUCGUUUGACCUCAGCGUCACCCAGAAAGCCAUACUUCCUCUACAGGGAAGCUCGCAGCUUGUGACGCCGUCGGCUUGUUUCACCAAUGAGAGAGCAGCUGUUCUUGGAUUCGACAUUCUCCGCAGGGGCCUCCAUGACCAUGCCAACAAAUUCGGCAUCGCGAGAGAUCCGCCGAUGGUUGAGUGUGUCAACCGGUUGCUAGCCAACCCUCCCAAGGAUCAUCGUGCUGCCACCACCCUGUUCGGGUAUUUUGCCUCCCGAAUCAGCGAAGUCCGCGACAACAGCCUGGUCAAGCUCAGAUCUGCUCUCAUCGUGCCCGUGACUCGGACAAGGGGUGUUCGGACGGCGGAAAAGACGGGCAGUGGCCUGUCAUACAUCAGUCCCUUGCACACAUACUUGGGUAAAUCCGCGACCUAUGGUGAGAUUUUCGAUUUUGUCGACUUUGGUCAAGAAGCAAACGCCUUCCUCUUCCAUUGCGGGGCGAAAAGCGAGCCAACGAAACUGGAAGUGGCGCACAUGGUGUGUAGCGAGCCAGCGCGGAUGCUCGACGUCUUGCAGAGCGCCGAAAAGUAUCUCGAUCUGCUCAAGUCCCUCGCAGAAUUCGCACCCGUUCUUCAACGAGACCGGGAUUUGUGGAGAAGAAUGAAGACUUCCCCGUGCCUGCUCGCUUACAAGGAACUUGCGGCUAGUACCAAGGGAAACCUGAUCGACUUGGAUGAGGAAGAGGAAGCCCCCAUCAAGCAGUACCAGCUUGCGUCGGCUAGCCAGAUUGUGGUGCUGGACGACAUUAUCAGCUAUCGUCUGUUCAAGGAGCACUUGAUUUGUGCGCCAGAGGAGGAUGCUUUGGAGACAUUCUACCUCCAGCUCGGCGCUCAGAAACUGAGCAGCCUGGUCCAGGAAGAUGUACGGAUCGGCAACCACACGGAUAACCAGAAGAGUGCGGAGAAAUUGCGAAAGCACGUGCUUGAAAGGUCCAAAAUCUUCCUCUACGAGUACGCCAACUAUCGCCGUGAUGGCAUCAAGCAUGAUACCAAGUGGUUGGAAAAGAACCUUCGCGUCGAAAUGGUCCGGUCGGUAGCACUCCGUCGCAGCCUCAAGGACCACCGUCAGUCGCAUACGGAGAAGCGGUCAGCCGCAGGAGCACAAGAACAGGGGUCUUGGGUUCUGUUUGUAGCCGACGAGGGCCGGCCGGACAUGUACCAGGUUGGUCAGGCCAUCUGCCAGAUGCUACUCAACCGACCAAACCAGCAGGCCUAUCUGUUCUUCGAGCCCUUUCUCACUUUGGACCUGUUGGGUCUCCGCGCCCGUGGGUACAACGUGGAUCGCAUCCUGCGGGCCAAGGCCGCCGAGGCUCGGCUUGCCGAGGAACAGAGGCGGAAGGCGCUGGAAGAAGAGCAAAGGAUGAUCCAAGAACGGGAGCAAACCUGGACGCAGCAAGGAAAGACGGCGGAGCCUCCGAGAGCAGCCGAAGCUGCCCGUGAGGUGGCAAGAGCGCCGGAGCAGCCAGUCAUGCCUGGUGGAUGGGGUUCAUCGGACGAGUUUGCCACGGACGGUUCGAAUAACGCGAAGAAGGGCGGGGGUCUUUUCUCUAACCUGACCCGAAGAUUGGGCCUCGAUAACUACCAGAUGCAGCAGGACGAAGGGCGGAAGAUGCCUGAGCAAUCCAUCGAUAAACCUGCACCGAGUGGCCCGUCGUCCCAAGGGCAGCAAGCCGGCACUGGCAAGCGUCCCCAUGACCCCGACGGCAGGGUGACUAGCCCCGCGGUUGUGCAGCAGAAUUUGCUGAACGCCAUCAAUGCGACUCGUGCUCAUGGGUCAAACGGCGUCUUUUCGCAGCCAACAGUCAGCGAAGUGAAGGAGCAGGCGACUUACUGCGACCAGACAACGGCAACCAACAUCCUUUUUGCCGCCGAGGCUUCCAACGGCACCAAGGUGUACGUUGCCAAGGACUUGGGGGGCGAUCAGGCUCAGUUCCUGUCGGCGAACAUUGGGGCCAUUAACACGUUUGCCGCCUUGCUAGUCGAAGUCGGCAACAUCUACUCACUGGCGCCCCGAGUCAUUCACAUAUUUUACGACGAGGCCGGAGGAACCAUUGCCUUCAACACAGGAGGCAGCAUCUUUUGCAACCUGAGAUUCUUUCUCCAGCUGCACAUGGCGCAGAUGAACGGCCGGAGUCCAGGGGCCGCGAAGGCCGAGGCAGCGACUUGGUGGUGGGUCGUCCUUGCUCACGAGCUGGCUCACAAUCUGGUUACGCCACACAACUCGGAACAUAGCUAUUACACUGAGUCCUUUAUCCAACAGUACAUGGGCAAAAUGAUCGCCAGGACGAUGGCGUGGUCGCAGGACGGGGCUGCGACAUCUCGACAUUCGCUACCGCCGCCGCCGUCCUCGUCCACGUCUCGGGGCGCCCAGAACGACGCCCCGCCUCCACCGUACAGCAUGAACACCAACAAGCGAGACAACAUGUUUGGUUAG
Messenger RNA from Hirsutella rhossiliensis, 5340 nucleotides. RefSeq lists its product as uncharacterized. The transcript has 3 exons. The record is from RefSeq and is a predicted model, not a curated record. The coding region runs from base 1 to 5340 and encodes 1779 amino acids. Lineage: Eukaryota; Fungi; Ascomycota; Sordariomycetes; Hypocreales; Ophiocordycipitaceae.